Molecule: messenger RNA, 1910 nt
Organism: Polyodon spathula (Mississippi paddlefish)
Lineage: Eukaryota; Metazoa; Chordata; Actinopteri; Acipenseriformes; Polyodontidae
Product: nucleoporin Nup37-like
Exons: 10
Coding region: 142-1122 (326 amino acids)
Cellular component (GO): nuclear pore outer ring
Molecular function (GO): protein binding
Source: RefSeq, a predicted model, not a curated record
ACUGGAAGUGUGCGUUAUAAACCAACACACACUACCACUCUCCUAUUUACGGCUUUAAGCACAUUAGUUUGGAUCCAAGCUUAAGUAUUUGCAUUGAUUAAGCAAGACUGUCUCCAAAUAGACUAAGUUUGGGUGAAGAGGAUGAAACAAGACACAGUGCGAAGUGCCAGUUACACAGUGGAGUGUGAAGAUUAUGUCCAUGUGGUAGAGUUCAGUCCCUUUGAAAGUGGUGCUGCAGGUGCCCUCCUUGCCUAUGGCGGAAACCAGUAUGUUGUGGUGGGAACAUGUAGAUUCCAGGAGGAGGACACAGAAGUGGAUGGCAUUGAAUACACAACUCUGCGUGUGUUCCACCAUGGAGUUCGUGUGGAUGCUAUUGCUUGGAGCCCAGAGUCAAGAUUAGAUGCUCUUCCUAAACAGAUCAGGUUUUGUACAGCAUCUGCAGAUAGAAAGCUGAGGAUUUUAACAUCUGAUCUUCAGGACAGACAUGAGGUCAAGGUAAUGGAGGGCCAUUCUGAUUAUAUCAACGACUUGGUCUUCGAUCCAAGAGAGGGUCAACAGAUUGCUUCAGUUAGUGAUGACCAUACUUGCAGGAUCUGGGAUUUAGAUGGAAGUCAAAAAAUAUCGUUUCUGCUCCGCUCUCCUGGAAUGAGUGUCUGCUGGCAUCCAGAAGAUGCUUUUAAGCUAAUGGUAGCAGAAAAGAAUGGAGUGGUGCGGUUCUAUGAUCUGAUUACCCAGCAGGCUAUCCUGUCCUUGGACUGUGGACUGACGCCUCUCAUGUCAGCUGACUGGUGCUUUGCAAACACGAUAAAAGUUGGAGCAGUUGCAGGAAAUGACUGGGUUAUUUGGGACAUCACUCGUUCCAGCUACCCUCAAGAAAAGAGACCUGCUCAUGUGGCUCGUACCAGAUUGUUCAAGUGGUCCAAAGCAAAUGAAAAUAUUUUUGCUACCACUGGAUGCCCAGGGAAGAUAAACAGUCAGCUGCUGGUACAUCACUUGGGUCACCCUCAGCCCAUUAUGAUUGGAUCAGCCUCAGUAGGGGCGGGGUUGAGCUGGCACAGGACCCUCCCACUUUGUGUAAUUGGUGGAGACCGCAAGCUUUCCUUCUGGAUGACAGAAAUGUGAACGUACACCCAUUUUGCUGCUGUCUGUAUUGUAUAAAAAAUAAAUAAAAAAAUUAACAAACAUGUUGUGAUUUAAAUAAAGACUUGUUUUUGUACAUUUUGUGUGAACCUCUGUCACUUUGAUUUACCUUUUUGCAACUUUAAUUGCUGCUGUAAAACAAAUAAAAAAAAAAGAAGCGGCUUUUAUUUUAUUUUUUAAAUGGCAUAUGUUGUUCGUAUAAUACCACAUGUUUAUGUUUUGACACAAAUAAAUGAUAAAUAGUUUGGUUAAAUGUCAGAAUAUGGCAAGAAAAUCAAGCGUUUUAAAAGAUUAUCAUUUUGUGUAGUAUGUCAAGCUAUGAGUUUAAAGCUGGAUGUGUUGGAGGAAAAUGCAGCACUGGAAGAGUUUUUUAAAGAAACAAACCGUGACCAGGAACCAAAAACCAGCAAAUGGAUAGAACUGCCAGUAGUGUUUUUAAAAACUAAAAGGAAACCAUUCCAAUGCAUAUGGUUAUUUAAAUGUGCAGUCUUCCUGUUUAUUCUUGAAUAAUUUUAUGUUUCAUAAUUUCAUGUUUCAUGUCCAGUUCUGGACAAUGGAGGUAUUUUAUUUAAUGAUAAAGUGACUGUAAACACGGACAUAAAUGAAGGUUAAUUAAAAAUAUCAAAGACUGAUCCUUAACCUUGUGAAGAGAUCGCUGCUCCAUUAUUCCUUAAUACAGGAACUGUACUGUCCUGGGAGAUUUGUCAAUUACUAUAAAGCCAUAAAUAUUUGGCGAAUCACACCCAUAAAACCUAUUUUGUUCCAGAAAU